CUUCUACAGUCCAAUGCCUGCCUUGUCUGCCUAGAGUAACCCUGACCCCAAAUCCCAACCGUCUCUUAUGUCCUGACAUCUGCUUCCCGAGGCUGCGACGGCAUUGAUUUCUCUAGUCAUUGCAGAAAUCAGGCAGGAGUACGAGGCAGCGGCAAAAUAAUGUCUCUUCGUUGCACCGCAUAAGUAACUCUGUGGUGAAUCGUCCCCCUUUCGUUACCUCUGGUCAUAAAUUUUGUUCCGCCGUUGUCCUCGUCGCCCUCUUUACAAACCACCAGCUGCGCUGCGGCUACUCACUCCUUUGAACACAAAAAGUUACUUUACUGCAUACCUCAACGCUUGCCUAUACGCCCAACACUCUCACAUGGGCAUAUAGCGAGCAAACACAGAAAACACAAUGCCGAAACAACACGUCAUCUUCGGGCGGCCAGUCCCGCAAAUCCCUCCACGCAGGAUCGCACUCUUGCUCGCGUGCUUGGGCAUCUUCGCCGUCGGUUCGUUGCUCUUCACGCUGCCCAGCACCAUCGAGACGGGCCCGAACCUUUCCAAGUUCACCGACCUAAGGCCGUCAAUACCUAAGAAGAUCACCGGCGCCGUCUCGUCAUGGAAGAACAGCCUGAAUCCCUUUAAGCCGCCGUCCCACCCCCCGCAUCGCCAGAGCAACGACACGCUGGGGGAGUCGUCGUGGUACUCGGACUGGAAGUGGCUCUCUUCCCCCUUCUCUUCUACCGUGACCCUCGACGAGAACAGAUCGAUUCUGCCGCCGAUGAAGAUACGGACGCCCAUAUACUGCUACUACGAUACGGUCCUGGCCGAGAAGAAGGACAAGGCGAGGAGGGACGCCGAGAGCGCGCUGCUGCUCAGCUGGAGGAGAGCAUGGUGGGCACAGGGCUUCAAGCCUAUCAUCCUCAGCAUUGCUGAGGCUAUCAAUAAUCCCAAGUACGCCGAGGUGCAGGGGCUGAAACUGGAGCCGGAGCUCAAGACGGACUUGAUGAAGUGGCUAGCCUGGGAGAAUAUGGGCGAUGGAGUGCUAUCACACUACCUUGUAUUUCCAAUGGCUGCGCGUGAGGAUCACUUGCUGGCGUACUUGCGUCGGGGAGAGUAUCCCGCACUGACACGGUGGAAAGGUAUGGACGACGGCCUUUUCGUGGGACCCCAGAGCGAGGUCGCAGCCGCUAUAAAACAGGCCAUAGCAAACCCGAGGCUUGAGGGCUUGAAGGAUUUUAUUACUGCUGUGUCCAACACGGCAUCAAAGGAUCAGAAGGACAAGGACGUCUUCACCAUAGAUGACCCUCCAAAAUCUAUUGCAUUCUACGACGAAAAAGGGAUCAGCACCACCUAUGGCAAGAUUGGCGAAGUCACCGAGGCCAACCACGCCGAAUGGCUGUUGAAGCUCGAUGCGCUCAUCAAUGCUCACCUGCAGACUGCGUGGCAAAACGUCUUCCACGACGGCAUCGCCGUGGUCAAGCCGUACCCGGAGCACACUACGGCCAUGGUGGAUCCUGCAGUGAAGCUCGCGACCCGUCUGUCAACGUGCCUGGACAGCCCCAUGCCGGCCUCAUGCCCACCCAACUGGCCCAAGUGCCGCCCGUGCAAGCCCGGCUCGGUCAAGACGACGACGCCAUCCAAGUACGCCAACACGACGGCGCUCUACAGCAUCGGCACCGUCCCGCAUCCAUACACGCUGCAGACCAUGAUCAGCCGCAAGCCCCGGCUGGAUGUCUCCUGGCUCGUGCGGCACUCGAAGCGUGAUGCUUGGCUGGACGCAACUAUGCAGGGACUGGUCGAUAAAAAGGUCUCGGGCGGUGCGCGUGUGAUACGCUUCAAGGAGGCUGUCGCGGGCGAUUAUGCAGCGGCCCGCAGCCUGUGGAUUCCCGCCGAGAGGGAAGUACCCAACGACUUGGCGUGGCGGUUCGGGUUCACCCUUCCCCCCGCCGCUGGCGAUGAUGACGAAAAGGACAAGCCCGCGCCCAAGCCCAAGCCCGAACCCAAGAAAGAGACCGAAAAGGGUGACAAGAAACAGGCCCGUGAUAUGAUACCCGACGAGACGCUCGACAACGAGCGGCUGGUAGAGGAGGAACUCAACCGCGACCUCAACGCCGGCACCGAGGGCACCCCUGCGGCGCAGAUGCGGGAAGACAAACUUUUGAAGCAAGCCAAGGAGAUUAGGUUCAGCAAGGACCCCUCAGACGUCAAGGUUCGCGAGGCGGCCGAGGCUUGGAACCUGGCCGACACGGAGGCGUGGCGGUUCGCGCGUGCGUUCCUGGCCCGUUCGCGCAUGGAGCGGAUGAAGUGGGAGGAGGAAGAAAGGCAUUACGCUGGCGGCGCCGGAGCUGAGAAGGUUAGACAAGAUGGCAAGGGCAUUGGGAGGUGGCUGGAGAGGAACUGAUGAUUCCUGAUUUGUUAAAAGUAAAAGAGAUACCAGCUGUACACCAAUCUAUAGUAAUAUUCCGGCCAAGAUUAUUGUAUUUACUCUUUAUGAGAUUGCUUUUAUGAGAUGAGCUUUGUUUGACUCUUUUUUUUUUUUUUUUUUUUUUUCGGGGGGGCGGGGGUUCUCUAUUCUCACGAGCAUGCGGGGUUGUCAAUCUUUUAUUUGCAAAGACACAUACAUACACAUGGCAAUUUCGCUAUUGAAAUUUAUGGACCG
This is a messenger RNA of Pyricularia oryzae 70-15, 2644 nucleotides long. RefSeq lists its product as uncharacterized. Lineage: Eukaryota; Fungi; Ascomycota; Sordariomycetes; Magnaporthales; Pyriculariaceae. The record is from RefSeq and is a predicted model, not a curated record. The coding region runs from base 395 to 2386 and encodes 663 amino acids. The transcript has a single exon.